CAGAAAGCUUACACAAAAAUUGCAAAAACAAGGCACCAACAUCGGUGGCACUAGGCUGCGAUUAGUUGGCAUGUUCUUAUUUUUAUGCAUGGAACGUGAAGUCGUGAGAGAAUUCUCUGAGUAUGCUCGAAUGAUUCGUCACUACAUUUUUACGCCCUUGGCAAGUUUUAGGCUUGGUUUGGAAGGGAUGCCACUGGGCCCUUACCCGCAGUUCCCGCAUGGUGACCCCUCCAAACACGGGCGGAGUAUGUAAAGCGACACGACACGGCCGGACCAACUUGACUUGACGGAUAUAAUCCUUCCCUCUCUACUGUGACACCCCAACGUUCAGUUUUAUAAUAUGUUCCGAUGGACGAUUCCGGAACGCCGUGUUGGUGACCGCAACCUUCCAACGAUCCCAACCGAAAUUUACCUAGAAAUUUUCGAGCACCUUGCGCCGUCUGGCGAGAAGCUCUCUGUAGAGCAAACGAAGACUCUUACCAGGGUUUCUGGCUCCUGCAAACUCUUCUGCCACAUCGCACUUCCCCGCAUUUUCGAACACGUCGAUUUUGUCGGCCUUGUUUACUACAGGCACGAUAAUCUUCCCUUCUCACGAAACAUUUCGUGGUGCAGCCGUAUGGCUGCUGGUGAGGAUCUCGCACUAUGGGGCGCCGAGUGUACUAGAGAGUGCAACUUCCGCGAUUGGCAAUUAGAGUCCGAGGGGUCGUGGGCGGUCAACAUGUUUGCGAAACGUUUCACUUCCAGCCUCAGUCAUAUGACCAACCUCCGCCGACUUACGUUCACCAGAUGCUUCAUAACCAAUAACCACUGGCGUGCAGUAAUGGCGUUGAGGGCGCUGGGGGAGUUGGCUUUUGACAAGUGCCAGUUCACAGAAACCGCUCAACUAGAAGAUGGGAUUCAUACCAACCACCCAAUGAACCUCAGAGUACCGUCUAUCGAGUUUUACGAAGGCGGUGCCCACGCCUAUGUCGCCGCUAGGGUAUUUAACUUGGGCCAUCUGCGUUCCUUGAAGACAGACCUCCCGUUCGCCGUGCUCCUCGACUGGCCUCAAGAUUACAUUCUAGAACAACUCCAUCUUAGCCAAAUAAAAUACUCUAGUCCAGCACAUGAAUUCGUCCUAAGAGCCACUCUACGAAAGAUACGACAAUCCGUGGCGGAGCUCAAGCUAUCGUUCUACGAUCACAUGAGACUUCCUGACUUCGAACACUAUCUUCAAAGCAAUUUAUCGGAGAUUAUUCAAAAAUUGCGUUCCCUCACGCUAGUUGUUGAUCCUAACAUAAGGGAUUAUCUUCAGUCCCACGUGAAGAGCCCCCCUCUUUGUUUCCGUGUCGGCUUUAGUGAAAACAUGGAGAAGCUGAUUGUACAAUCUCAUGCUCCAUGCUAUCCCGGUGGAAUUCGGUUCGUACCCCCGUGGCAACCUUCAUCGGAUCAUUUGCAACAGAGUACCCUACCACUUAUUUUGGCUGAUUUUCCAAAUAUUAACUACGUGGAGAUCUAUGGGACUGCCAUUCGUCUGAAAGGUGACUCCUGGGUUGAGGCCCCAGUUCCGUAUGUUGCAGUCGAUUCAACUGGGAUAUCCUAGGAUAGGUCCUCAGAGGACCGAGUACAAGAUAUUUCAGUCCAGUCGAAGAUUAUUACGAGAUUAUGCCAGUUUCUGCGAUGAACGUCCGUUUCAGAAAGCUAGCAGUGUUUUGUUACUAAUUGUUGCACGACUUCCCAACCGUUUUCCAUAGAACCUAAAUCAACUUGCUCAGAACCCCAU
Molecule: messenger RNA, 1762 nt
Organism: Pisolithus orientalis
Lineage: Eukaryota; Fungi; Basidiomycota; Agaricomycetes; Boletales; Pisolithaceae
Exons: 3
Coding region: 341-1582 (413 amino acids)
Source: RefSeq, a predicted model, not a curated record